Molecule: messenger RNA, 1261 nt
Organism: Impatiens glandulifera
Lineage: Eukaryota; Viridiplantae; Streptophyta; Magnoliopsida; Ericales; Balsaminaceae
Product: polygalacturonase-like
Exons: 3
Coding region: 21-1235 (404 amino acids)
Biological process (GO): carbohydrate metabolic process
Molecular function (GO): polygalacturonase activity
Source: RefSeq, a predicted model, not a curated record
AUCAAGCUACAAAUUAAAAAAUGUUAUCACGGGGAAAGUCUAUAGCUUGUCUUCUUCUUCUUCUUCUACACUUAAUUAUAGCAUUUAUGUGGACCGUGUCAGCUACUGCUAUUACUACAUACAAUGUAGUCAACUUUGGAGCUAUGCCGGACGGAGAGUCCAAUAAUAAUGUUACAGCCGAGGCCUUCCUCACUGCUUGGGCCGUAGCUUGCAACUCCACCGGACCCACUUCAAUCUACGUUCCUCCUGGAAUCUAUAUGAUCGGAACACCCAUCAGAUUCAAUGGUCAAUCAUGCAAAUCAGAUUCCAUCACAAUUCUCAUCCACGGCACCCUCGUUGCGCCGCCUGCAGAUCUUGGAAGAAGUUGGAUCCUUUUUGAGAGAGUCAAUCGACUUUCCAUCUAUGGCGGCACGAUUGACGCUCAAGGAUCUUGGUUAUGGGCUUGUAAGGCUUCCAAGAAUGACUCUUGUCAUUCUUCUGGUUCUACGUCGUCGUCUCUAGAAUUCAGUCAUUCUAAGAAUGUGAUUGUAAGAGGAUUAACCUCUUUAAACAGCCAACUCACUCACAUAGUAAUUUUUGGCUGCAACAACUUUAAAUUACAUGGCCUAAAGGUUUCUGCCCCCGGUAAUAGUCCCAACACUGAUGGCAUCCACAUCUCGUACUCGUCAAACAUAACCGUCCUCAAUUCAAAUAUUGGCACGGGGGACGAUUGCAUCUCUGUUGGACCAAAAACCGAUAGUUUGUGGAUUGAGAACAUAGCAUGUGGGCCUGGCCAUGGUAUAAGCAUUGGGAGCCUAGGCGGGAAGAUAGAGGUGGGCGGUGUGAAGAAUGUGACGGUUAGAACUGCGAAGUUUACGGGGACAGAAAAUGGGGUGAGGAUAAAGACAUGGGCUGAAGAGGGUAAAGGAUUGGUUAGGGAUGUUGUCUUUGAACAUAUAACAAUGCUUAAUGUACAAAAUCCUAUAGUGAUUGACCAAAAAUAUUGUCCCGGGCACAAUUGCCCUAAUCAAUCUUCGGGGAUUGAAAUCAGUGAUGUAACUUAUCAAGAUAUUCAUGGGACAUCGUCAAGAGAAGUUGCGGUUAGGUUUGAUUGUAGCGAUGAAAAUCCUUGCAGCCGAAUAAUAUUGCAAGACAUAGACUUGAUGUAUGGGGAGAAGAUGGCGCAAUCUUCAUGCUCUAAUGUCGAUGGCACUGCUUCUGGAGUUGUAGUACCAUCCAGCUGCUUAAGCUCCUAACUAUUAUAAAGAAUUAUCUUAUAAUA